AUGAUGAACCCGGGAGUUGAUACUACUAAACCAACAACUUUCAGUGCAAUUUUCAAGCAUGUCUCACCACCUACAACCGUAGAUAAUUGUCUUUAUUGUUAUCUGCUCCAUCCGAGGUUAAAAAACCUUGUUGUUACUCGUGGUGGAUUAAUCCAGAUAUAUAAUAUAAAGUCCAGUAAUACUGGCGAGGUGCGUUUCAAUUGGGUGUAUGAAACAUAUGUAUACGAAAACAUUGCUGACAUAGUUGCAGUCCGCUUCACUGGGGACUUACUGGAUUCCUUACUCCUAAGUUUCCCGGAAGCCAAGGUUGCUGUUAUGAAUUUCAAUCCUAUUAGCUUUGAGUUGAGGACCGUUUCUCUUCACAACUAUGAAUUUGAAAACCUCAAGUCUGGUCGGAUACAUUUUACUAAGCUUCCAAUUCUGAGACUUGAUCCGCUCCAGCGGUGUGCAAUUAUGCUGGUAUACGACCGUCACCUAGCUGUUUUGCCGUUUCGACGCACAGAAGUUGUAAUUCCAGCUGAGGCGGAUCCAAAGCAUAUUGGUGUCAGGAAUUCGCUUUUGUGGCAACAAAGAGCAACAGCACCGUUGUUAGCUACGUUUACAACAUGUCUAAGUACAUCUACUGGAGAAAAAAUAAAUAACGUGCUAGACAUGCAAUUCCUACAUGGAUUCUAUGAACCAACGUUAUUGGUUCUGUAUGAACCGAUUGGUACAUGGGCAGGGCGUGUUUCAGCUCGAAGGGACACAUGCUGCAUUGUUGCAUUAUCUUUUAAUCUUCAGAAACGGACGAACCCAGUUAUAUGGUUUCAAGAGUCUUUACCAUUCGAUUGCAAUUCUGUAAUUUCUGUUCCUCAGCCAAUUGGUGGUGUCGUCAUUAUGGCAACGAAUUCUAUUAUGUAUUUAAAACAAACUCUGCCAUCGUGUGGCUUACCGCUCAACUGUUACGCACAAAUAUCAACCAAUUUUCCUAUGCGCCAAGAAAUUCCGUCUUGUGGCCCAUUGAGUAUUGAUGGUUCCCGUGUGGUUACUUUAAAUGAAACACAGUUUUUAAUUGGUACACGAACUGGGAAUUUAUACUUACUAUCCCUUUGGUUAGAACAAGCUACUCAGACUGUUACAAGUCUUUUAUUUCAUGAAGUUGGUCAAGCUGUACCACCUCAUUGUAUGGUUCUAUUAGAAUCGGAUUAUCUGUUUAUUGGUUCACGUUUUUGUGAUUCUGUCUUAAUGAAAAUUGAUUAUUCAUUGUUAUGUGUUGAUGCUAAUGGGAAAACGGUGGAUAGUGAGUUAAUAAAUCGAGUGAAUGAUUUCAACAAUACAUCCUUAAGAAGUGAUAAUUCUUCUGUGGACAACAAUGUUGUUACUGUUGCUGUGGUCACUUCUACUGCUGAAGAAGAAAAAAGUGAUGAGGCACCACCACUUAAUAAACAUCCUCGUAUAGAAGAUCAAGCAGACGGAGAAAAAGGUGGUGCUGAUAAAGACCAAUCAGAUUCACAUAUUUCAGAGAAAAUUCCAUUCAAUGAUUAUACUGUUGCAUUAACUAAUCAUUAUAAAUUUGAUGAAGUUGAUGUAGAACUCUACGGUGAGAGUAUUCUCAAUCCACCAUCGAUUUAUCGAGAAAUUGUGAAUUAUAACUUCAAGGUAGUAGAUCGAUUGAUUAAUCUUGGACCAAUGGGUCAACUAACAUCUGGUGAAGUUCCAUGCUUAGCGCCUGGUAAUACUGAUCCUACAGAUGAAGCUCUUAUUCAUGCUCAAUCAGAGAUGCAUCAUGUUGAGUUGAUGGCAUGUAUACCGCGUUCAUUCAAUGUUUCAACGGAGAAAAAUCAUAUAUCCACUGGAGGUAUAGCACUUUUGCAUACAAGUGUACGACCAUGUGGUUUAACUGCUUUCGAAUUGCCUGAAUAUAUGAGUUUAUGGUCACUUUAUGGUCCACCUAUAAUAACUCCUGUCCAAAAUCUUCCAACUGAAACAAACAACAAUACUGUGGAUAUGAAUUCAUCGGACAGUAAGCAGGCAACAUCAAGUACUCAUCCAGAAGAAGACAAAAUUGACAAAAUAAUAACAGAACAGCAGGUUGCAGUUAGUGAGAAUACUGACAAUACUACAAACAUUUCUGAAUCCAAUAAUGCAAAGAAGGAGGAGGCCUCAAAUGAAAUUGAACCAGCUGAAAAUCUUUGUGAUACAGAUGGGAAUAAAACCAUGGAUAACGAAAAUAUGGUUACGGAGUCCGAAUCACCUACUGGUUUGACACAUAGCUAUCUUUUACUGACUAGAGAAGACUCUACGAUGAUCCUUGAAGUCAGUCAUGAAAUCGUUGAACUCGAAGUAAGCGGUUUCAAUACUACAGAAAUGACAGUUGGUGCAUUCAAUCUGGGUCUUGAAUAUAUUGAACAGGCUAAACGUGAUGCUGAUAAACUCAAUGAUAAUGUCGAUAACAAUACUCUGUUAGUGUCACCAUCUCAUUCAACAUCUAGCAGACUGUCUGUACAAGGUGAUAUUAAAUCUUCGAAGGAAUUGAUUGUAGGAAUUGAUUAUCCUUACAUAUUACAGGUUUCACCAACAUCUCUACGUCUACUCGACGGUCCACGACUGAUAGAAUAUGUUCAAGUAACACUGGAAUGGAGAGUACACUUAGCAAGUUGUGCAGAUCCUUAUGUUCUAUUAUGCACUGAAGAUGAUGAAUUAUUUUUAGUACAAUUAAAGAAUCCAAAUGAUAUCAGUAAAUUUAGUCCAAUCAAAAGAUCAAAUAAAGUUAUCACAUCAACACUUAUCGAUGAAAACAGUGAUCAACCUGCUAAAUCAAUAUCUACAAUUCAUUUAGAUGUGAUUCGACCAAAAGUUAGACAGGUAUCUGCACCACUUUGUUUUAGUCUAUAUCAUGAUCGUGCUGGACAUCUAGCUCGAUGGCUUUGGGCUUGUAAAGAUCUGCCUGCAGACAGUGCAUUUUUCAAUCUGCAUACAACUGCUUCUUUGGAUCAGUCAUUUUCUGGUUUAGGCACAGCAUUAUGGCCUGAACCUGGAUCAACUACUCCAGCUCCUGAGUCAACAGAGAAAUUUAUACAUACAAUCAGUGCAUCCGAGGAAGAGAAUAUUUUACUUUAUGGUGAACCAAUUGAAUUAUGCAAAAAAGAACGUUCUUCAGUAGUUAAUCCUUUGCCUUCACAUAGGUUAAGACAUCCUACAUCGUCUGUUUCAUCCUUGAAUAAUAAUCUUAUGGAUACCAGUGACAUUAUUAAUAAUUUUGAAGAAGAACCGCCGUCGAAAUAUUUCGCGUUUAUAGUCUUCACCAAUGGAGCACUUGAAAUUUACAGUCUACCAGAAUUUACGCUACUUUAUGAAGUUCAUCAUUUCUCUGAUCUUCCACAAAUGUUAAUUGAUCAUCGAGGUAUGGGUAAUGAACAGGUACAUGCACGAUAUGCAAAUCCACCAAGUGUACCCUACGCAGAGGAUGAUAGUGUACCGCCGCCUAUUUUGGAAAUUUUGGUUUAUCCUGUCGGUAUUGAUAAAGAUCGUCCAAUAUUAAUGGUUCGAACAAAUCAAGAAAUAGCAUUUUUUGAAGCAUUAUGCCGAUCACCAACUGAAGCUUAUCCUCUUGUCUCCGGCUCAUUUUAUGAUGGCAGAUUACGCUGGAGGCGUUUACCUCUACCUUGUCCACUAGUGGCACCACGUCGUAUUCGAACUGAUCCCAAAAUAAUGGAUGUUCAGUCUACAUUAUUAACACGAAGUCAUAUGCUUCGUAGCUUUGAAAAUAUUGGUGAUCAUCGUGGUGUAUUUGUAUGCGGUGGGAAUCCUGUUUGGUUGUUUGCUACGGACUCUGGACAACUGCGUAUAUUUCCGCAUUCAAUUGAUGGUGUAAUGGGAAGUUUUGCAUCAUUGAACGCAAGUAUUUGUCAUUCAGGCUUUGUUUAUUUCACAUUCUCUAAUGAAAUGCGUUUAGCCACCUUACCUCCAGGUUAUUCAUUUAAUGAACACUUAGGAAUGAAAUGGAUAACUUUUGAUCCAGUACCUUAUUAUGUACAAUAUCAUGUGGAGAGUAAGACGUACGCUGUAGUCGGUAUUCAUUCAAAACCGUGUAAAUCUGUAUUUCGAUUAAAUGCUGAAGGUAAUAAAGAAGAAGAUGUUUUAAUUCGUCCAAAAACAUGUGUUCUCCCUGCAUUAGAUUAUUACUCCUUACAAAUGUAUGCACCGAAUUUAAAUGCUAAUCAUAAUAAUAAACAAUCUCCAUGGCAAGUGAUUCCAAGUACACUCAUUGAAUUCGAACCAUGGGAGGUUGUCACUUGCUUGAUUACAGCUCAAUUAGCUUCGGAACAAACAUUUCAUGGUACAAAAGACUAUUUAGUUGUAGGCGCAAAUUUAUCGUAUGGGGAAGAAAUACCUGUACGUGGUCGAAUUCUAAUCUUAGAUGUAAUUGAUGUAGUCCCUGAACCUGGUCAACCACUCACACGUCACAAGUUGAAAGUUAUCCAUGAUGGUGAACAAAAAGGACCUGUGACAGCGUUGACCAGUUGUCAAGGCCAUUUGAUCAGUGCUGUUGGACAAAAGAUCUACAUCUGGUCACUGAAGAAUACUGAUCUUGUCGGAGUGGCUUUUGUUGACUCAGAAUUAUACAUACAUAGUUUAUUAUGUGUAAAAAAUUUAGUUUUAGCCGCGGAUGUAUUAAAAUCUGUUCAACUGUUGAGAUUUCAAUCAGAUUUACGUGUUCUAUCAGUUGUCAGUCGAGAUAAUGUCUCCAGAGAGGUGUAUACAUCCAACUUCUUUGUAGAUGGUCGACGACUAGGCUUUAUGGUGUCUGAUGAACUUGGAAAUGUAGCCAUCUAUAGUUAUGAUCCAUUAGAUCCUUCUAGUCGUUCAGGAAGACGUCUUGUUCGCUGUGCUGAUAUGCGCUUACCAUCACGUACAACUUGUUCACUUCGUGUAGCUAAUCGUUUUCGACAUGCCCUUUUAUCUGUUAAACCAUCAUCUUCAUCGUCUACAAUAUCGGCAUCAGGAUCUUCAACAGUUAAUCAGACUAUUCCCACUAAUAGUGUUGGUAUUAAUAGUAGUAGUAAUAGCCUGGAUAUUUCAAAUCGUAUCGACUUUGUUAAUUCAAUGAAACAGUCACAAUCACUACAACAGUCUACUGCUAAUGUACAACCAACAAGCAAUCAGAGCACAGGUGUUGAUGCAGAAAAGUUUAGACAAUCAAUUUAUUUUGGUAGUCAAAAUGGUUCCAUUUUUCGUAUUGGUCCUAUCCGUGAUAAAAUGUAUAGUCGCCUUCGAAUAACUGAGAAGAAUCUAAUUCAUCAUCUUGGACCUAUAUGCGGUAUGCCGCCUAAAUCAUGUUGGCCAUACCAUCGUCCUCAACCAGAAUUAGCAAACCCAUGUGGAAAAGUUGCAGAUGGUGAUUUAAUUUGGCGUUACCUCACUUUACCGCAUUGUCAGCGUUUGGAGAUAGCUAAAAAAUCUGGUCAAGCUUGGAAAGUAUCAUGGAUGACAUCGCAGAGUUGA
This is a messenger RNA of Heterobilharzia americana, 5484 nucleotides long. NCBI's taxonomy places the organism in Eukaryota, Metazoa, Platyhelminthes, Trematoda, Strigeidida, Schistosomatidae. The record is from the annotation of a GenBank genome assembly.